Thelazia callipaeda (thelaziosis nematode) is the source of this 801-nucleotide messenger RNA. The record is from the annotation of a GenBank genome assembly. Lineage: Eukaryota; Metazoa; Nematoda; Chromadorea; Rhabditida; Thelaziidae.
GAUCAUAUUAUGGUGCAUCAUGAACGAAAAUAUGAAUGUGAAAAAUGUGCAAGAACAUUUGUAUCUGAAAAACGCAUGCGAGCUCAUGAAUUAAAAAAGCAUUCAGCAAUGGAUUCUGAUCUGAUCAAUAGAAAUAGUAAUGGUAGAAAAUUAUUUGAAUGCAAUCAAUGUGAUCGAACAUAUGAAACUUUUUACAAUUUCAAAGAACAUUUAGCAAAACAUAAAGGCAAAUUAUUCCGUUGUACAAUUUGCAAUAAGCAUUUAUCGGGACAAAGUGCCUUAAGUAGACAUUCAAAAAUUCAUGAAAAACCACAUGAAUGUAUGAUGUGUACUAGUCGAUUCAGUUCUGCGUAUGAUUUAGACUGUCAUUUUAGUUAUUAUCACUCAACUAUUAAACGUUUUAAAUGUUUUCAUUGUGAUCGAGUAUUGUAUAAUUAUUCAGGCAAAUUACGCCAUGAAAGAUUGUGUUCAUUAAAAAAUGUUUCAAUUAAAAAAGCAUCACCAAAUGAUUCUCAAAUACUUACUUCAACAGUUUUAAGUACUGAAAAUUCAAAUUUAAAAAUACAAAAUCGAAUUGAAACAUUACAAAUGAAUGAUAAUAAGAAUAUAAAAUAUGAAGGCAUGCAAAGUAAACCUAUCAUAGAUCAAAAUUUGUUAUCAAAAUCAGAAUUUUGUGCUAUUAAAAAUGAAUCAGAAAGUUAUUCACAAAAUGAGCAAUUUCUACGUCUUCCGAAACCUCAAAAAAGAAAAACAUUUCAUAUUCGUGAUAUUAUGCAUGAUGUUCCAGGUUUCUCGCAAUGA